This is a messenger RNA of Pyricularia grisea, 1656 nucleotides long. RefSeq lists its product as uncharacterized. The record is from RefSeq and is a predicted model, not a curated record. The transcript has a single exon. Bases 1 to 1656 code for a protein of 551 amino acids. Lineage: Eukaryota; Fungi; Ascomycota; Sordariomycetes; Magnaporthales; Pyriculariaceae.
AUGAUUUCCAGGGAAGCCAGGCGAUUCUUCGUCCUAUACAUUCCCCUGAUUACAGCCAUAUUCCUUAGCAUUCGUCUGAUCCGGAAACACACCACCACUCAGCACCCAGACCAACAGCUAUGGACACACCCAACGUCACCGAAAUGGGGCUCGAGGCCCAAUCUCAAAGACGUAGCUGUAGCAAAACACAUUGGGACAGACGACGGCGACGAGGGCAGAAACAUCGCAGCAGCAGCACCAGCAAUCCCGCAACAACAUGAAGAGAAACCACAAUCGCCGCCAAACCCACCUCAGAUGGUCAUUACGCAGACUGCACCCGAAAAGCUCGGCGAGCUGCUGUCUACGGAUCCCUUCCAGGGCGCGUCUCAGGCGGUCCCGGAAACGCACGUCGUCGUCUCGUCUUCGGGCGCCCUGAACCUUGCAGCAGCAGCAGCAAAAAAGGCACCGGGCGCAAGGAACAACCCCUUUACGUCCCUCGUGUUCGGCGGCCGCACCGCCAUCAACCCAAACGUUCUGCCGCACCCGACAAAGCAAGACACGUACGUCAUGGUGGCGCAGGAGCACCCGCCGCCCCCGGACUCUUUCGGCAGGUUCACCGAGCUCACGUGCGACGCUGCCGUCAACGGCCGCGGGGAGCUGGCAUGCGUCACGUUCCCCGUGGCCUUGAGCAUCCCGCCGACCAGGACCAAGGGGAACGCCUGCGACGAUCCGGAAAGGCCCGCGCUCGAGCUGCUGCAGAUCAACCAGGGUCCCCACGACGCGCGCGUCUUCUUCGGCCCCCGCGGCGAGGACCCCUUGGUGUCGUACGGGAGCAAUUCGGGGUUCACGUGCUUUGGGCAGUGGGUGCAGGACUUUCGGGUCGUCAGUCGCUGGGGUGAGGACCUCGAUGAUGGUCAGGCGGCAAUGAUACCAGUGGACAAAACCAUCACGCUGGCAGACCAGCUCUUCGCCCGCGGCACAGAGAUGCAACGCCCGUUCGGCGACGGCUACUCCCCCGUCGAGAAGAACUUUUUCGUCUUUUGGGACCGCGACGGCGCCAUGUACGCGCAUCACGACAUGCACCCGAGGCGGGUGCUGGGCCGGCUGAAUGCGGACGGGAGCGUGGGGAGGGACCUGGGCCCCGACACGGCGCCCGCGGAUGCUGCGUGCAUGGCGCGCUACCUCCCUGCCCUGGAAAGGGUUUCGUUCCUGUCUGGCCCGGGCGACGAGGAUGACUCGGUCCACCAGUCGACAAACUCGCUGGCCAUCACCAUGUGCAAACGCGCGGAUGCGGGUUGCAAACCGGGGCCGGGCAAUACCUUCAUCGCCACCGUGGUGCAGCACAAGCGGUACCGUGGGUUCAGGAGCUCGUACGAGGCGUACGUGGUGCUGUUUCGACAGGAGGCGCCGUUUGCGCUGCAUGCCGUGUCGCGGAGGCCGUUGUGGAUCUCGGGGCGGAGGAGGACAGUGCUGCCGGCCUCGGUAGAUGGUGGCGGAGCCGGAGUGGAAAGAGCCGAGAUGUUUUACAUUACGUCGCUCAACUGGAUGAGGCGGGGGCAGGGGUAUCACGGAUACCUGGACGACGAGAUACUCGCCGGAUUCGGCAUCGAGGACGAGAGGCCGGCGGUGCUGGACGUCAGGGCUGAGGAUUUGUUUCAGGACUUGGGGCUGUGUUGA